This is a messenger RNA of Trichomonas vaginalis G3, 348 nucleotides long. Its product is annotated as leucine-rich repeats (6 copies)-containing protein. The annotation marks the transcript as partial. Lineage: Eukaryota; Parabasalia; Trichomonadida; Trichomonadidae. The transcript has a single exon. The record is from RefSeq and is a predicted model, not a curated record.
AUGCCAUUCCUAUUUCACUCCGUUUUUGUGUCGAAUUUAUUGACAAAGGCUGUGACCAUCAGUAGUACACCAAUUAUUAAUGGUUCAACAAUGACCAUUACGAGAUAUAGUGAUUGGAACAAUAAAGUUGGUGAAUUAAUUGAGCAAAACAAUAUUGACACAGUAAUUAUCAGACCCGAAACACAGAUGUUCAACACAAUUACAGAAAUCGAUGGCUUAAAAGUUUCAACUUUCAUCAUUGAUAAUCUUUUUGUCACAACUUUUGAUGAGAAUGUAUUCAAGGAAAAUAAGUUUAUCAAGACAGUUCAAUUAACAGAUUCAGUUACUGAAAUCUCAGAUUCAUGCUUU